Loa loa (African eye worm) is the source of this 3666-nucleotide messenger RNA. Its product is annotated as glycosyl hydrolase family 38 protein. The transcript has 27 exons. Gene Ontology annotation, molecular function: carbohydrate binding; alpha-mannosidase activity. Lineage: Eukaryota; Metazoa; Nematoda; Chromadorea; Rhabditida; Onchocercidae. Gene Ontology annotation, cellular component: Golgi membrane. The record is from RefSeq and is a predicted model, not a curated record. Bases 4 to 3615 code for a protein of 1203 amino acids. Gene Ontology annotation, biological process: N-glycan processing; mannose metabolic process; protein deglycosylation.
CCAAUGAUGCACUUAAGUUCGGGUCGAUUAUUGGCCGGUGUUUUAAGCAUAUCUGUAUUUGUCUGUUUAAUCCUGUAUAAUUCAUUGGAAACACAAACUUUCGAACAUCAACGAAAUUAUGAAGAUCAACAGUUAGAAUUGGAAAAGUUAGAAAAGCAGAUCAAUCUAUUGGAAAAUGAUGCUAGAAGGAGUGGCCAAUUAAUGCAGAGCAUGUUAAAGAAAGUUUUUGAAGAACGUCAAGAAUUGAAAAGUAAAACUAGUCAAAGAAUGAAAGAUGAGGAAAAAGAAAAGGAAAAUGUUGAUGGAGCUGCUGUUGGUUUUUUGCCACCUCCAAAGAAAGCUGAACAGAUUAAAAAAGAGGCCCGUAAUGCGGAAGAAGCUGCGCAACAGAAAGCACAAGAAGAACAAGCAAUACAUGGAGUCAUCCAUCCUCCAGAAGAACCGCGGAAGGCCGUGGAAAUGCCGGAUAAUAUAGGUGGGAAGGUUGGCAUUGUUAGACAGUUUUUGGAUCGUAUUUCUUCGAUUCCACCAGAUAAUAUGUGUUUUGCGGCUAUAUCCAUGACAACACCCGAUAACAACAAUAUCCAAAUGUUGGACAUAUAUACUAAACUACCAUUUGAUGAUCCAGAUGGUGGGGUGUGGAAGCAAGGUUAUGAUAUUGUAUAUAGCGAAAAGUCGGUGCAGCGUGAAAAAAGACUUGAAGUAAUUGUAGUACCUCAUUCUCAUAACGAUCCAGGUUGGAUAAGGACUUUCGAAGAAUAUUAUGAAACUCAUACACGAAAUAUACUCAAUAAUAUGUUAAACCAUUUGCAAAAAAUGGAUGAAAUGCGUUUUGUUUAUGCGGAAAUAAGUUUUUUUGAACGAUGGUGGGCAGAAAUUGAUGAAGAGAAGCGAGAAUUAGUGAAAGGGCUUUUAAAAUCACGAAAAUUGGAAAUAUUAACCGGUGGAUGGGUGAUGCCCGAUGAAGCUAAUUCGCAUUACUAUGGAUUGAUCAGUCAAUUAAUGGAAGGACAUGAAUGGAUUCGCAAUCAUAUUAGCGAAGAUUACAAACCAAGGAACCACUGGUCAAUUGAUCCUUUUGGUUUAAGUCCCACAAUUUCAUACUUUAUGAAAUUGUCGAAUUUUUCGAAUGGUGUACUUCAACGAGUACACUAUUCGGUGAAAAAGUAUUUGGCAGAAAGGAAAGAGCUAGAAUUUAUGUGGAGACAGUUAUGGGGCAACCGUGACAAUUCAACAGACUUUGCUACACACAUCAUGCCAUUUUUUUCAUAUGAUAUACCUCAUACAUGUGGUCCGGAUCCGAAGAUAUGUUGUCAGUUUGAUUUUAGACGUACCCCAGGAGGUGGCUUGGAUUGUCCAUGGAAAUUACCAGCGGUCCAUAUCACCGAAAAUAACAUUAAGGAGAGGGCGCAAUUGUUAUAUGACCAGUACAGAAAAAAAGCACAAUUAUUCAAGACAAAUGUUGUUUUGGUGCCGUUAGGUGAUGACUUUCGUUACGACACUGAAUUCGAAUGGAAUAACCAAUAUGCAAAUUAUAUGAAAUUAUUCAAAUAUAUGAAUGCACAAAAUGCAUGGAAUGUAAAUGCUCGUUUUGGAACUGUGGAUGACUAUUUUCGCUUAGUUCAUGAACGGUUACAUGAAGAUAGCGAUAAUUUGCCGGUUCUAUCUGGCGAUUUUUUUACAUAUGCUGACCGAAAUGAUCAUUACUGGAGCGGAUAUUAUACGAGUCGACCGUUUCACAAACGUUUUGAUCGCGUUUUACAACAUUAUAUCAGGACUGCUGAAAUUUUGUAUAGUUUUAUGAGAAUGAAAGGACUGGAAGAAGACAAUGCGUUACGGCUAUUUGGCCUACUUGUAGAUGCUCGACGUUGGAUGAAUUUAUUCCAGCAUCACGAUGGAAUUGCUGGCACAUCGAAAGAUGAAGUUAUGACUGAUUAUGGCCAGAAGAUGUUUGAAGCAAUAAAAAAAUCCGAAGAAAUUAUAGUUACAGCUGCAGAUUUUUUGCUUCGCGGGAAAGCAUCAAGAAAUUCUUCCAUUACUCCAAGCCUUUUGAUGGAAGAAAAUCUUGACACAUCUGAAUCACUUCCGAAGAAACGAGUUGUGAUGCAUGGAAGUGAAAUAAUUUUAUUCAAUCCCUUGGGAAACCUGAGGAUGGAAACAAUAUGUGUUCAUGUUAAUGCUUUGAACACGAUAGUAGUGUUAGCUUCGGAGCCUACUGUAACUGUUUUGCAACAAAUUAGUCCAGUUCUUGAAUUUGUCAAUAAUAAAUGGGUUAUCGAUUCGAAAUUGUAUGAGCUGUGCUUCGUUCCAACCAUACCUCCUUUAAGCUUCCAAAAAUAUCUGUUUAAAUUUGGUACUCCACAUAACAAAGCUAUGAUCCAAUCAAGUUUUACUGGGCUGCAGAGCAGUGAUUUUGAUACUGCGCCACUGGGAAACUUCACCUUUGAUAAUGGUUUAAUAUCAGCAGUAUUUGACCCCAAAACAGGUCAUUUGGCUUCUGUAUCAUUAAAACAAGGGAAGAGUAUACCGGUAAAGACAUCAUUCGUCUGGUAUGGAGCGAGGAUGAAGAGCCCAUUACCUCUGAAAGGUACCGACAAUCCUUCUGGUGCAUAUUUAUUCCUACCAAAUGGUCCAGCAAAACCAUUAAAAAUCAAACAGUCAUUUUUAGCUAUUCAAGGAAGAAUAAUGCAAAAGGUGUUGAUAGCUAAUGAUGGAAACAUGACUUUCACUCAUAUUAUCAAAAUGCCACUAUUAUCACCAUCGAUAGAGAUCGAAAAUACAUUUCAUUUGGAUAAUGUUCAGAAUGUUGAGUUAGCGAUGCGAUUGGAAGCUGGAAUUGAUAAUGGUGAUGAGUUUUUCACUGAUCUUAAUGGAUUUCAGAUGGUGAAACGACGUAGAUUCAAGCAACUACCACUACAAGCUCAUUUCUUUCCCAUGUCUUCUUCAGCUUUCAUGGAAGAUGAAACCUUACGUAUGACGCUUUUGAGUGCUCAACCUUCAGGAGUUGCAAACCUUGCCAGUGGACAGUUGGAUGUAAUGUUGGAUCGACGCUUAAAUCAAGAUGACGGACGAGGUCUUUUCAGUGGUAUAACGGAUAAUAGAAAAACAACAAGCUCUUUCCGACUCUUGUUUGAAGUUCCUUCUCGAAAAAUAUCGGUGAAUACGAAAGCUAGAAUUACUGCUUAUCACUCGAUGCAUGCCUAUGGUCAGAUGCUGUCACUUUUAUAUCCACCUGUAGUACUGUUGAGUAGUUUGAAUGAAGGCUAUAUCGAUAAUUAUAAAUUGAUGAAUAUUUUAUUCUCAUGUGAUGAUACACAUCUGAUUACGUUACGUACCUUAGCAGCUCCAACAAUUUACGACAACAAUUCUGUUCGCAUUCACAUUCCUCGCAAUUCAUAUGCUGUUGUUUUACAUCGCUUUGGUAUCGAUUGUCGCUUUACCACUAAAUUAUUAGAAACAUGCAGUGCUAUGCUUGAUAUGAAGCGUUUAUUUAUGAAGACAGCUUCACGUGUAACAGAGACAUCGUUAACAAUGUUAUACGAUCAUCUUGGUGACGUGAAUGACGUAUUAUUAGAACCAAUGGAAGUGCGAACAUUCAGGCUAGACUACAUAUGAAGUAUUUUUUUGCUUUGUGGACAGUACUUUACAAUCAUCCUUACUUAGCGG